UUGAAAUUCAGCAGUCGAAACUACAAACUCAAGACACAAAGUUUGAGGAGAUGGAAGCAUCGCAGCACCGUCUUGAAGCUACUGUUCGUGACUUGGCUGCUAGAAUGGCUGGAAAUAACAACUGAAGGAGGUGAGAUGAUGCAUGUGAGGAGGGCAUGUGAGGAGGGCUGGACAGAGGUUGCUGAUUUUGGGAUUCAAGUAGUUGGCUUGAGUUGCUGCAUGAUUUUGGGGUACUAAACUAUUAGGAACGUUAAUAUUUAUCAGGUGUAAGUGUCGGAUAAUGUUUAUAAGUGUAAGUGUCGGAUAAUGGUGUUUAGUAAUGCUUGUUAUGUAGCAGCAGAUUUUUGGCAAACAACAGAUAUUAGCCAUUUUGUGGUUUGAAUGAAGAAGCUUGUUUUUAUGUCCAACAGCUCCUUGGGU
Molecule: messenger RNA, 420 nt
Organism: Linum tenue
Lineage: Eukaryota; Viridiplantae; Streptophyta; Magnoliopsida; Malpighiales; Linaceae
Source: the annotation of a GenBank genome assembly